Molecule: messenger RNA, 708 nt
Organism: Dendrobium catenatum
Lineage: Eukaryota; Viridiplantae; Streptophyta; Magnoliopsida; Asparagales; Orchidaceae
Exons: 1
Coding region: 1-708 (235 amino acids)
Source: RefSeq, a predicted model, not a curated record
AUGAGUUUUGAUAGAAAGGAUGUGGACCUUCUGAUUGGUCAAGAUUGGGACUUCUUUCAUGUUCCUUCAGAAGGUUUAUCUGGUGCUUUGCUUGUACUAUGGAAGGCUAACUUUGUUAGAUUUCAAAUUGUGGAAUUCUGCUCUCAAUUCAUUAUUGGUGAUUUGGAUAUUCCCAAUAAAGGGAAUUGGAGGAUUGCUUCUAUAUAUGGCAAUAAAGAUGCUUAUAAGAGGAGGAGGAUUUGGGAAAGGUUUGAAGUGUACUCUUCAAAGGACCUUCCAAUGGUGUUGGGAGGUGACUUUAAUUGUAUUCUUUCUAAAGAUGACAAGACGAGAAGGAAAAGAUUCUUGUUUUUCCUUGGACCCAAAGAGAUGAAAUCAUUCCUAGCUCUUAAUGACUUUCAUGAAGUUGGUUUUGUAUGUUCAAAAUUCACUUGGUGUAACAACAAAAAAUGUGGAGAUCGAAUCCUAGAAAGGCUUGAUAGAUGCUUUCUAAAUUCGGCUGCAUUAAAUUCUCCUCAUAGAUUGGUGGUGAGGCACUUGGCUCGGGUUGCUUCGGAUCAUUGCCCUGUUGUUUUAAAUCUUGUGGUGCAGAAUUCAGCAAACAAAGUUCUCAGAUUUGAAGAAGUUUGGGCUUCUAACAAAGCUUCAGUUGCUGUGAUCAAAGGUAUUUGGAGGAAAAAAUUGAUGGAAGUUAUUCACAGAUUUUGA